CUGGUUCUCACGUGACCUGCUACAGCUCCCCGGAUCCUACUCUGGAAAGCCGGGGCCGCGCCGCGAUGGGGGAGCCGGGCGGCGAGGAGGAGCGGCCGCUGCUGGGCUCGGCGCACAAUGACUGUCCCCAGCGCCGGGCGCUGCCGGCCCUCUGCGACCCGCGGCGGCUGGCCCACCGGCUGCUGGUCCUGGCCUUCAUGUGCUUCCUGGGCUUCGGUAGCUAUUUUUGCUAUGACAAUCCAGCAGCUCUACAGACUCAGGUUCAAAGGGAUAUGAAGGUGAACACAGCUACAUUCAUGGCAUUAUAUGCCUGGUAUUCCUGGCCCAAUGUGGUUCUCUGUUUCUUUGGAGGCUUUCUGAUAGACAGAGUAUUUGGAAUAAGGUUGGGCACCAUAAUAUUCAGCUCCUUUGUUUGUGUUGGACAAGUGAUCUUUGCGAUGGGAGCUCUAUUUAAUGCUUUUUGGCUAAUGGAAGCUGGCAGAUUUGUAUUUGGAAUUGGUGGGGAGUCUUUAGCAGUAGCACAAAAUGCCUAUGCUGUCAGUUGGUUUAAAGGCAAGGAAUUAAACCUCGUGUUUGGAUUACAACUUAGCAUGGCUAGAAUUGGGAGCACUGUGAAUAUGAAUAUCAUGGGAUGGAUAUACUCCAGAGUUCAAGAUCUGCUGGGCUCUACAGGUCAUAGUACACUUGGAUUUACACUUAUGAUAGGUGGUGUAACAUGUAUCUUUUCACUAAUCUGUGCACUAAUUCUUGCUUAUCUGGACAAGAGAGCAGAAAAAAUCCUUUGUAAAGAGCAAGGAAAAACUGGUGAAGUGAUUAAAUUAACUGAUGUGAAAGACUUCUCGUUGUCCUUGUGGCUCAUAUUUAUAAUCUGUGUGUGUUAUUAUGCGGCUGUGUUUCCUUUCAUUGGACUUGGGAAGGUUUUCUUCAUUGAGAAAUUCAAAUUUUCUUCUCAAGAAGCAAGUGCAAUUAACAGCAUUGUAUAUAUCAUAUCAGCACCCAUGUCCCCUGUCUUUGGAUUCCUGGUGGAUAAACUUGGAAGAAAUAUUAUCUGGGUUAUGUGUGCUAUAGUGGCAACCCUUGCUUCUCACAUUAUGUUGGCCUUCACUUUCUGGAACCCUUGGAUUGCUAUGUGUAUGUUAGGAGUAGCCUAUUCACUGCUUGCCUGUGCUUUGUGGCCAAUGGUAGCUUUUGUUGUUCCAGAACAUCAGCUGGGAACUGCUUAUGGAUUUAUGCAGUCUAUCCAAAAUCUGGGUCUGGCAAUUAUUGCCAUAGCAGCUGGUACGAUACUGGAUUCUCGAGGGUAUCUGUUUCUAGAAGUCUUCUUCAGUGCUUGUAUUUGCUUGUCACUAAUAGCUGUAGUCAUGCUGUAUUUUGUGAAUCACCUCACUGGAGGUGAUCUUAACUGGUCUGCAAAGAAAAGGGAAAAACUGCAAAAGCUAGCUGCAGCUGAAGCAGAAAGUCGAGAGAAACUCAGACGUCAAAACGAAGAUGACUUGGCCAAAUUACAGCCAAAGAAUGACUUUAGUUUAAGGAAUAGGUAUCUCUCCAAACUAGGAGCUCAGCUGCCUGAUAAUUAUGCUUCCUACGUAUCUGCAUUGGCACACAGAAGUGUGCUGAAAUAGCAUCACUCUGCAAAAGUUUGUCAAGAGAUGGAAGUGCUCUGAAGUUUAUGCAGACAGAAACGUUCUCUUCCCAGUCAAGAACUGCACAUAGAACAAAAGCAGAAUAAUGCACCAUGUUCUAUAUUUGAAUCCACAUGCUGUCAUCAGCAACCACCUGACCUUAAAAAAUGUAGUGUCAGUAAGUGGCUCCUAUUGUAAUGUGAAACAUUAGUUCAGGUUUGAAGCAUUAGGUGAGGUUUGACUGCUGUGUGCCAUACAAAACCAAAUCUGAAACUUAAAAGCCUUGGGAAACAAUAGCCUGUUAGCCGUUCUACAUAGUCUUGAUGUAGGCAUUAGUCUGGUCAUACUACAUUUUAUGCUGGAUGACUUAACUUCCUGCAAUAAUUCAGUUUUACUUUCUUUCACUAUGGACCAUGUAACAGUAGAAAUAGGACUGCCUUUUUACAUUCUGUCAAAUUGAGAUUUUUUACAAAAACUUGGCUGUUCUAUUUAGUUUAAAAAAACAAAACAAAACAAAACCACCAUAUAUUCAUUAAAACCAGACUUGAAAGUUGCACUAGUACAUGGUGAUGGUGUUAAUGAAAGCUGAGCUAUUUUCCUGUGGAAAUAACACAAUACAAUUUUUAUAACUAUCAAAUUAACUGUAAUAUAUAACCGUCAAUCAGUGUAAUUAUACAAAUGUAGUGUAGAGUAUCUACUAGUUUUAAUGUUAUCUGCAAUGAAAAAAAUGGCUUUAGGAUGAACUUUCUCCCAAAGAUGUGUGGACUCCUAUGCUUGCAAUGUAAGCAGAACUGGACCCUGAAAUCUCAUACAUGUAUAUUUCAUGUUAAGUGGCUAGUAGAACACUAAAAAAGUAGACUGACUGAAUUUUCAGUUUUUUAAAAUGUGGUCUUAAUCUGAGCUAAAUUAUUAUUCUCUGACCUUUAUUGCUUAAAAUUUGUCUUAACUGCACAGGGAAGCCAGUAUUUUUUUUCUAAUAGCUUGUUACCCUAACAGUUGUAUUUAAUGUAAUAAAUAAGAAGUAACUUGAGGAAUGUUGACAUUUAUAUCUGGAACUCGUGGUUCUAUUAAGAAUUUUGUAUAUGCAAAUAUACUUUUUUUUUAAGUGAGUUACUUUUCUAUGACUUUCAGUAUUCUACAAACUUUAUCAAAGAUAGUAUUAUAAUUGUGUAGAACUGCCAUAGUCUGGCCUCAUGAAAUCUAUCCAGGCAUAUCAGUAUAAACUUGGUGCUUUUAUGUGUUGCUAUUGAAGAUUGCAUUCACACAUGGUAGUGCUAAGAUGUUUUGUUUGGUUUUUUACUACGCUGUCUUUAGGAAGAAAGCAGCAUAAACUAUCCAUGGAUGGAUUAUGUACAGUUGAUUUGCUUAUACACUUAUAGAUGCUGAUCUUUUAUAGUAAAUAAAACUAAAUGGAUAGGGCCACUUGG
Gopherus evgoodei (Goodes thornscrub tortoise) is the source of this 3049-nucleotide messenger RNA. RefSeq names its product major facilitator superfamily domain containing 1 (gene MFSD1). The record is from RefSeq and is a predicted model, not a curated record. Gene Ontology annotation, molecular function: transmembrane transporter activity. The transcript has 17 exons. Gene Ontology annotation, cellular component: lysosome. Bases 66 to 1622 code for a protein of 518 amino acids. Lineage: Eukaryota; Metazoa; Chordata; Testudines; Testudinidae. Gene Ontology annotation, biological process: transmembrane transport.